UUUGUGUUGCUCUGCGUCUAGAUUACUUUAGUUAUAUCGUUCGGAAAGCCGUUUAAAUCAGUCAUUUACCACAUUAGAAAGUAAAACUGCAUUCAGUGAUGAAGUCACGUGUGCUUGUAUUACUGCUCUCAGUACAUGUAAUGUGGGUUAUCUCGAAACCGACGGAUUCAAUUGAUUUUGUGAGAUCAAACAACGUAAUCGAGAAUGAUGCGUUUGUUAAUGUACCGGGAAAUUCAGAUUUACAGUACCGAAUUGAAUACGCGAAGAUAUUGCAAAGUUUUAUGAAUGAGAGUGUAAAUCCGUGUGAAGAUUUUUAUGAGUAUGCGUGCGGAAAUUGGAAAAAUGUUAUUGAAGAACGACAAGCGGAACACAAACGUAGCAAUCUUAUCGAUAUUGAGUAUAAAUUAAACGAUGCCGUAGAAAAGAUGUUAAAUGAUUCUGUUGAAAAUUUAACAGAAGAAUAUGCUAAUGAAUUUAAACUAGCCCAGCAGUUUUAUCAGUCGUGCUUAUCAGCAAAUUUACACUCAAUAAGUAUGUCGCAAGUAUAUAUUGAUGUUAUCAAAUCGAUUGGGGGUUUUCCAGCUAUAGACAAAGCAUGGCAAUCAGACAACUUUAGUUGGUUCAAUAUGAGUGCUCAUCUCACCAACUACGAUGUUGAUGGAUUAAUUAAUGACUUUAUUGUUCCACAAUACCCAUUCGGACCCUAUUUUAAAUUACCAGAUUUAGGGUUUGAUUAUGUAGUUCACAGUGAUAAUAUAGCUUCAAAUACGACGCAAAGUUAUAUAAAUAAUGAAAAAAGCAUUCGAGACUACUUAAGUGCAUAUGGAGUAGAAGAGGGGAAGAUAUCACAACUCGUAGAUGAAAUCUUUGAUUUUUGGCGAGCAAUCUUAAAAGUAAUGGAUGAAUUCGAAGAGGAUAUUAAUAAAUGCUACAUGAUUUCAGCAACUUUUGAUGUAGAACCAUUUGCUCUUUGGAGUGAUUAUUUUGAUAUAGCUUGGAUGGGUCAAGAAUUCAAUGAGUCCGUUAUAGAAUAUCCAUGCAGCUAUUUUUAUAAUAGGUUGAACACCAUCUGUGAUGAACACAAAGAAGCUGCAGCAAAUUAUUUAGCACUCAAAUUUUUACACAGAAUGGACGCUAAACUUAAAAAGAAGGAAUUCCAAACGGAGUAUUGCCUUAUGGAUAUACAGUAUACUUUUCGAUUUUUGAUCGAUAAGCUUUAUUUAGAGAAAUAUUUCAAUGAAGAAAUAAAAACCGAAGUUACCGCAUUGGUUCAGGAGAUACAGAAAAGUGUACGCCAACAAAUAGAACAAGCAGAAUGGUUGGAUGAAAAAACACGCACUGAAGCUUUAUUAAAAGAAUCCACAGUACAAUCACGAAUUGGUAAUUUCGAUGACCCGGUUAUGUCUGAACGUCUCAUUCGCGAAAUAAAUAAUCUAACUUUUGAUCCAGACAACUAUGAGCAGAAUAAUAUAAAUUUAAAGAAAUUUAGAAUAUUUAUAAACCGAUAUCUUGGUCUUUAUAACGAAGACAUUCAUAAUGAAACGAAGCCUCUCGAAUUAAUGAUAGGCAAGCAAGUCAAUUCUUUUUACUACAAUAUCGACAACUCAAUAAAUGUAAUGGCGGGCAUUUUGCAUCCGCCAGCUUAUCAUAAAUCAUGGCCGAAUUCUUUAAAAUUCGGUACAUUAGGAUAUCUUGUGGGACAUGAGUUUACACACGGUUUUGAUACAGUUGGAGCACACUACGAUAGCAAUGGUGGCGAACGAUACUGGUGGACGAAAAAAACUGGAAAAGUAUUUAAUAAUCGCACAGAUUGUUAUGUUCAACAUUUUAAUGAUUAUUUGAUACCAGAAAUAAAUCGCAAUAUUAACGGAAAUCUAACCAAAGAUGAGAAUAUAGCAGAUAAUGGUGGACUUCGUGCCGCACUUAAUUCGUACCGCAAAUAUAUGAAGGAAUUGAAUAAGGAAGGUGACCUGGUGACAACAUUUAAAGAUGAAGACAUGCCUGGUCUAAAUUUAUCACCAGAACAACUGUUCUUUGUAGGUUUUGCACAACUGUGGUGUGCAUCAUACAAAGAAGAACACUAUUGGGAGGAACUAACCAGUGAACACCCUAUUGACAAAUAUAGAGUUUUGGGUGCUUUAACUAAUAUGGAAGAUUUCUCUAAGGUUUAUGAGUGUCCAUUAGGUAGCAAAAUGAAUAAGAAGGAAGAAAAAUGCAGAAUUUGGUGAAGUGUUUUUAAUAGAUUUGGUCAACAGAAAAUGAAUAAAAUAUGUUAUUAAAACGUUUGAUGUAAAAUUCUUU
Messenger RNA from Teleopsis dalmanni, 2301 nucleotides. RefSeq names its product endothelin-converting enzyme 1-like. The record is from RefSeq and is a predicted model, not a curated record. Bases 99 to 2228 code for a protein of 709 amino acids. Gene Ontology annotation, cellular component: plasma membrane. Gene Ontology annotation, biological process: protein processing. The transcript is spliced from 2 exons. Gene Ontology annotation, molecular function: metalloendopeptidase activity. Lineage: Eukaryota; Metazoa; Arthropoda; Insecta; Diptera; Diopsidae.